This is a messenger RNA of Nematostella vectensis (starlet sea anemone), 2183 nucleotides long. RefSeq lists its product as uncharacterized. The record is from RefSeq and is a predicted model, not a curated record. The transcript has a single exon. NCBI's taxonomy places the organism in Eukaryota, Metazoa, Cnidaria, Anthozoa, Actiniaria, Edwardsiidae. The coding region runs from base 723 to 1592 and encodes 289 amino acids.
AUUUAACGUCGUUUUUAGAUGUUUUUUUGAUAUUUUAAAACAUUGUGCCUUCCAAUAUUAAAUGAAACAUGAACAAAGGUGUGGCCGACAAGGGUUCUCGUGCGAGAAGUGAAAAAAAAAAACCACAGGAUCUUCUCUCCUUCACAGCCUCUUUAAACGUUAAUAUCCUUCAUUAAGCCGUUAUUAAACCGUUUAAACCGUUUAUUAAACCGUCAAUUAAGGCGUUAAAAUCCAUCAAGCCCAUCAAGCCGCCUAUUAAGCAUAAGUCGGAUUUGAAGACGCUAAAUAAAGGAUAACGGUCGCUGUUGUCUGUUUAAUAACUCAUAGCCAAAAUUAGGACGGAUUGGCACAGAGCAUCGGGGGUCGGGCGGCCCUGUUAAAAUCCCAUCCAUAUAAUGACAUCAGGAAAACCAAUUAACAAAAACAUAGCGAAACUUAACGCUUGUUGUCAAGCGAAAAACACUUGUAAGGAUCAGAGGGUCAGGGGAUUCUUUAGACUCGCUGUCUGCAAGACGAUAUUUUACCUACGACCUUUUUCGGUAAAGAAAACCUUUUCUUCUCCUAUUACGACACAACAAAAUGGAGCAAAACAGGGUAAGCAUCUAGUGGAAUUUUCAACGAAAAAUUGAUUUGGGUUCCAGUGGAGGUUAAAAUAGCUACGAGAGCAAACAUGAGUCAUGUAGGAUACGCUCGGUAGUUGUUCACGGUUUGUUUAGAGUUGGAUGUCGACGUUAAAUAACAAGGUAUCAUUGAGUGCGUCGGGACUUUCUCGACAGAGCGAGAAAUCGUACAAGGCACUGACUAAGAAAUCGAACGCGGACCUGAGCAAAACACUACAGCAACUGGAUGUAGAACAGAAGGCAAGCAUAGCGAGGAUCAUACACGAAGAAUACGCUUUGAAAAAUGUUCACCACGCGCUCAAAAAGGCGGGAUUAUUCACGAAGCCAAAGCUCGAAGAUCCAAUUGUGCUUGAUAGCGAAGAAGACGAGGUGGCAAAGGAGUCUGGAAUAACACUAGAAACAGAUUUGCUGGACUUGAAUGCGAUUACCGAAGAAUUAAGCUUGAAUGAAAAUGCAAAAAUAGCAGAAAGUCACACGGAGAAAAUAAAAUUUCAAGUAAACGAACCGUUUACUUGUCAUUUACCGAUUAUCAUUGAGGAGACACAACGCAGACCGAAACGACAGAAAAACAUUCCGAGUUCUUCACGAGGGCCAAGCUACACACUUCCGCCACUCACUCGGCUCGACCCGUCACUCGCGAGGGUUCGCCGAAGUUUCGACGAAAGAAGUACUGGCAGUUCCCAGAGCUCGGGCCGCCUUCGACACACGGGGGAGAAUACGAACUAUGCAGUAGAUAGCUACAGUCGGCACGGAGUGAACACGAAGCGAAAGUCGUACAUGGACCCAAUACGACAACCCAGACGAAACAGUAUCGACAGUAGCCGACUGCGUCCCGAUGGCCGCGGAACUGACGAAGCUAAUCCGAAUAAGCCUCCGCAAGCAUGGGCUGUCGGAUUCGCGCAUUGUCGGUAUCUUCGUCGAUCUGUUUCAUCCCCGGAUGUACUUGCUGGACGACCACCGCCCAAAGACUGACCUAUCCUACCCCUCUCCUCGCAUGAACAAAACUAGGACUGACCGCGACCCCCACAAGAAAAGGCAAGAAGGAAACAGGAUCGCGUUAUUACUUCCAUACUUAUGUCAUGCCUGUGUACCAUUGUACCACGAAAUCAAUUCUAAUGAUCACUCAUGUCGAGGAAUUGUCACUCAAUUGUAUCGGUCCUGUGACAUCAUGUUCACGUGACGGCAAAAUACCAUUUCCAGUAAGACGUUCCUCGUCACGGGGUAAUAUCUGUUUUAUUCACAAGUUAAAAGACGGAGAAAGUACAACAUCGAUAACAACGAAAGUACGAGCAUCUAAAAGCAUAAAGUUUCGUCUACAAAGUUAUCAGAAAAAGACUAAAGCGAUGCAGCAGGCCACAGCCAGCGGGGCAAAGAAAUACUUCAAUGCACAUCAGGACAUUAAGGAAUACUCCUAGUUCGUGCCAAUCAAAACGCUUGCGACUUGGCCAACUUUCCUAAGACUUUGCCUUGUUGACCACGAACGGUAGCGCAAUAUAACGCUUUUAGUAAGCGAUAGACGACUGUAUUAUGGGAUGGUGUAUUAUAGCCAAAACCCUGUUUAGC